This is a messenger RNA of Epinephelus lanceolatus (giant grouper), 1763 nucleotides long. RefSeq names its product ADP-ribosylation factor-like 5C (gene arl5c). The record is from RefSeq and is a predicted model, not a curated record. Lineage: Eukaryota; Metazoa; Chordata; Actinopteri; Perciformes; Serranidae. Gene Ontology annotation, molecular function: GTP binding; GTPase activity.
GAAAGCGAUAUUAGAUAAAGACAUUAGAGUCUGUCUGCCAGUCAGCUGUUAACCGACCGAGUAGAGGAUUUGUAUUCAUCACUCACCUCUCGCACACACACUUGUUGGACAUGGGGUUCCUUCUGACCAAGAUGAUGGCUGUGUUCGGUGACAGAGAGCACAAAGUCAUCAUUGUGGGUUUGGACAAUGCUGGAAAGACAACUAUCCUCUAUCAGUUUCUGACAAAGGAAGCCGUCCACACAUCACCAACCAUCGGCAGCAACGUCGAGCAGAUCACCAUACGUAAAACACACUUCUUGAUUUGGGAUAUUGGAGGACAGGAGAGCCUUCGAGCCAGCUGGUACUCGUACUACGGCAACACGGAGAUUGUCAUUGUGGUCGUGGACAGCACCGACCGUGAGCGCCUCACUGUCACCAAAGACGAGCUGCACCGAAUGCUCGCACAUGAGGACCUACAGAAUGCCUCCAUUCUUAUUUUGGCCAACAAACAAGACGUGAAGGGCUCCAUGACGGCGGCAGAGAUCUCCCAGUGCCUCACACUCAACUCCAUCUCAUCACACUCGUGGCAUGUUCAAGCCUGCUGCGCCCUGACAGGAGAGGGUCUACCUGCCAGUCUGGACUGGAUGAAGUCACGAGUUGUUGCAAACUAGAACACGCACCUGUGGAUCAAACUUCCUCAAACUGAGCCAACCUCAAAGACACUGAGUCAGGAUUACUUUCAGUGUUUUGGGGCAAAGUCCUGUGAACAUGGCGUCUGUGAUAGAGCCUGCCUCGCCACACCUACAUUAUGAGCUGUAGGCUGUGUGGGGCUUCAGGGUGGGAUGAGCAACAGAGAAAUCUGGGUCAUCUUGGAGACACUGCUCCAAAUAUCAGUAAAUUCAGACUCAAUAUGUUGAUGUUUGUACUGUGCAGACACAGCUUGGUUAUAUUUUAAUAAUCUGGUUAACUGUUUUUCUCAGUUGUGGUUACGUAGAUGUUCACAAUGAGGGACUGUUGUGUGCAUUUACUGUAAAUUUCCCUGUAAAGAGGUGCCUCAUGUGCAUGUUAGACAUCUGACCUGACCUGUAAUAUCACAUUCCACUCAGGUCUCACUGGGAUUCUUUCAUUUCACCUGAGAUAAAUAAGUGACAGUAUCAAGUUGUACCAAAGAGGUCACAACCCACACUUCAAAGCCAGAUCACAGAUGAUAACUGGUAACACUAAAGCAUAUAUUUUAUGGGUAAAGUCUUGGUUUCCUCAUAUUUAAAUGUCACUAGGCUGAUCUGGUGCCCUUUCAUUCCUCCUAUGCCAACACAUUAAGCUUUGAACUGACAACCGCAAUCUCAUUUUGACCUUUGAUUGGUGAUUUAUGACAUUCUUAAUUCAUCUGAACGACUUCUGCCGCAGAAUUUAGUGCCUUGCUAGUUACAAAACAGCUUUCCAAUCACAACCUUACUUCUAGACGCUGCCUAGUAUUAUGUUUCUAUCAUGGUGGACUUUACCACAGCUGAGAAGAAACUAUAAAGCACAUACUUCAGAAACUCUGCCAUGCUGGGACACAAGUCUGCACCUGAUGUAUAAAAUUAUAUUUUAUGCCAUUGAACAACAGGACGCCUUUGUAAGACCUAAACAUGUUUAGUAAUUUAUUUUAGGGAAAAGAAAAGCUCUUAAACUGUUUACCUGGAUAAUAAAAAGAGCUAGCUGCUAAUGACUAUGAGUCAUAUUUAAAAAGUGUGUAUUAUAUUGUGUAUUUUUUUUUUAAAUAAAUAUUAUUAUUACAAAUA